Molecule: messenger RNA, 588 nt
Organism: Gamsiella multidivaricata
Lineage: Eukaryota; Fungi; Mortierellomycota; Mortierellomycetes; Mortierellales; Mortierellaceae
Exons: 1
Source: RefSeq, a predicted model, not a curated record
AACGCACUCUUGUACCUCCACCAGACCCGUUACCUCCAACCGCGGAUGCGCAUGCCUUUUUCGACAGUUUUGAGAGAGACUAUCCUCCCACAGUAUGCCCCCCAGAAGUUCAGAAAAACUGCUCGCAUGACGUCUCGGCAAGUUGACAUGCUUGUCGAAAUGAUCCAAGGGAGCGGUCAAUUUAUCAGCAAGAAUCCAGAGCGCCCACAGGCCCCGAUCAAGACGCAGCUUCUAGUCGCCUUGUAUCGGCUAGGCACCAAGGGUAUAUCUUCACACAAGAUUGCUUUCACUACGGGUAUUGGUCAAGGGUCGGUAGAUCUCUAUACAUGGCGAUGCAUCCGGGCAAUAGAAGAGCUUGAAUCACGGUUCAGUGUCUGGCCAGACCAAGCCAGAAAGGCUGAGAUAUCAAGGUGGUUCAAGCAAGAAAAGGGUUUCCCCAAUGCGAUUGGCACCGUGGAUGGUGUACCAUUUCCCUUUGAGUCGGCGCCGAGUUACGAUAUGAUCUCAUGGAACACCCGGAAGUGCGUCUAUGCCAUGGGUUGCACAGCCGUCUGCGACCACCAAGGUCGAUUUAUCUAUUUAUCUACA